AUGAGUUCUCAGCAGCAGAAGCAGCCCUGCACCGUACCCCCUCAGCUGCAGCAGCACCAGGUGAAGCAGCCUUGCCAGCCUCCACCCCAGGAACCCUGUGUCCCCAAAACCAAGGAGCCCUGCCAGCCCAAGGUGCCGGAGCCCUGCCAGCCCAAGGUGCCAGAGCCCUGCCAGCCCAAGGUGCCGGAGCCAUGCCAGCCCAAGGUGCCAGAGCCCUGCCAGCCCAAGGUGCCGGAGCCAUGCCAGCCCAAGGUGCCAGAGCCAUGCCAACCCAAGGUGCCGGAGCCCUGCCAGUCCAAGGUUCCACAGCCCUGCCAACCCAAGGUGCCUGAGCCCUGCCAGCCCAAGGUGCCUGAGCCAUGCCAGCCCAAGGUGCCGGAGCCCUGCCAGCCCAAGGUGCCGGAGCCAUGCCAGCAGAAGACAAAGCAGAAGUGAUGUGAUCCACAGCCACACCCAUGAAGAACCAGCCCC
Molecule: messenger RNA, 471 nt
Organism: Lepus europaeus (European hare)
Lineage: Eukaryota; Metazoa; Chordata; Mammalia; Lagomorpha; Leporidae
Product: cornifin alpha
Exons: 1
Coding region: 1-435 (144 amino acids)
Source: RefSeq, a predicted model, not a curated record